AUGUCAUUCAAGUUCAAAUCACUGGAAUUCCCCAUUGCCACUACUUUCUUUCUGAGUUUGACGACAAUCUUGUCACUACUGAAAUUCAUCACUAGUUUGCAAACUUACAAUGGCAUAAAAGCGGAACAUCCUGAAGUGUCCUUUUCAGAGAUCAUUGUUCCAAUCCUACAACUGGUGCCAAGCCAAUCGAUCUUUUAUCCAUGGACAUUUGUGACCGAGUCGUUUGUGGAAUGGUCAAUUCUCACAUAUGCUCUGUCAGUGGUGGUUCUUUAUUUCGGUAUCAAUUUUCUUGAAAAGCAUUGGAACGUCAAUAACGAAUCUAGAGUCUUUUCAGAGACUGUCUACUUUAUUAUAAUUGUUGCGACAGUUACCAACAUUACCACUGUUCUCAUUGAGAUCACUGUUCACAUGCUCUCACUCUCAUCAUCUGAGCUGACUGUUCCUUUGAAAAAUGGCAUUUUCUCACUUAUCAUGAGUUUUGUAGUUGUGCUUAAACAGCUCACUCCUGAGCACAAUGUUAAGGUGUUCAAGACAUUUUCCAUUCGUUUAAGACAGCUGCCUUUUAUUGUGCUCUCAGCAACGUUGUUUGUGUCGAUCGUCACAAGAUCUUUAAAACCGGUGGUUCCUAUGUUCAAUAAUUUCUACGUGAGUUGGUUCUAUUUGCGUUAUUAUCAAAUAAAUACCAUCAAUGACUUGCUUCCUUCGAAUUCAUCAAGAUCGACAGUCAGAGGAGACGCAUCAGACACUUUCGCAUUUAUCCAGUUCUUCCCGGUUGCGGCUCACCGUGUGCUGAAACCAAUUUCCCGCACGACUUACCACACAGCAGCUCUUAUCGGACUGAUAAGACCAUUUAAUGACGAUGACAUUGAAUCUGGAAAUUUGAGAACUAUCAAGCGUCUCAAUACCGCGUCCACCACUGUCACAAGCGAAAUCGCUGAUCGUAGACGGCAGGUUGCUCUGCAGGUGUUGGGAGAAAGAGUCAAUGCCAAUACCAAUGCUAGACCCGAUCUCCCAGAAACUCCUGAACAAACACAAAAUUAG
Messenger RNA from Ogataea philodendri, 1041 nucleotides. RefSeq lists its product as uncharacterized. Lineage: Eukaryota; Fungi; Ascomycota; Pichiomycetes; Pichiales; Pichiaceae. Bases 1 to 1041 code for a protein of 346 amino acids. The record is from RefSeq and is a predicted model, not a curated record. The transcript has a single exon. Gene Ontology annotation, biological process: retrograde vesicle-mediated transport, Golgi to endoplasmic reticulum. Gene Ontology annotation, cellular component: membrane; Golgi apparatus.